AUUCCAAAUCAUUUCACAAAAUUCAUCUCACUCGAAAAACCAUUCCAUUAUACACCGGUUCAUGGUUCAAGACGUCUUCUCUCUCCGGACUCUCUGCUGUGGGUGUGGUGUGAAGGGUAGAUAUUUUGCGUUUGUGUGUGGGAUUCUUCGGAAAAAUGCUGAAGAUCUUUGCAAGUAGAACCUCCUCGCCCUUGUUCAAAUAUAACCCUCGAUCUUUCACAAAGCUAGCACAGAAAUCUGAGCCAGCGGCUGUUCUUACUGAAAAUGACAAAGAAUUUCUUCCGCAAAUGCCGCCUUUCGGCUACACGACUCCGCCGUACGACGGACCGUCUGCGGCUGAGAUUCUCGAGAAGCGUCAGCGCCACCUGAGCCCUUGCAUGUCCUACUUCUACAAAAAUCCCUUGUAUUUAGUUGAUGGAAAGAUGCAAUACCUGUUUGAUGAGAGUGGUCGGCGAUAUCUGGACGCCUUUGGAGGUAUUGCAACUGUCAGUUGUGGUCACUGUCAUCCUGAAGUUGUGGAAGCCAUUUGUACCCAAACAAAGCGGUUGCAACACACGACUGCCUUGUACUUGAACAGAGCUAGUGCAGAUUUUGCUGAAGCUCUUGCAUCCAAGGCUCCUGGGGAUCUCAAUGUUGUUUUCUUUACAAAUUCUGGGACUGAGGCAAAUGAGCUGGCAUUAAUGAUUGCUCGGUUGUACACUGGUUUUCAUGAUAUUAUUUCUCUUAGAAAUGGAUAUCAUGGGAACGCAGCUGCAACUAUGAGUGCUACUGGUCAACGCAAUUUCAAGUAUAAUGUUGUACAGACUGGAUUUCACCAUGCCUUGAACCCAGAUCCAUACAGAGGAAUCUUCGGUUCAGAUGGACCCAAAUAUGCUGAAGAUCUUGAGGAGAUCAUUACUUAUGGAACUUGUGGCCGUAUAGCUGGUUUCAUCGCGGAAGCCAUACAGGGAGUGGGUGGAAUAUAUGAGUUGGCCCCAGGUUAUCUUCCAGCAGUCUACAGCAGUGUUCGAAAGGCAGGAGGGAUUUGUAUAGCUGAUGAAGUUCAGUCAGGUUUUGCACGCACAGGUAGCCAUUUUUGGGGGUUUGAGGCCCAGGGUGUUGUACCUGAUAUUAUUACAAUGGCAAAGGGCAUUGGAAAUGGUCUUCCCCUUGGUGCAGUGGUAACAACUUUAGAGAUUGCAAAAGUGUUGACUUCUCAUGGUUAUCUCAAUACCUUUGGUGGGAAUCCUGUAAGUACAGCCGGUGGUUUAGCUGUUCUCAAAGUAAUAGAGAAUGAGAAGCUUCAGCAGAAUGCAUUAACCAUAGGAACAUAUCUAAAAAACCAGCUACUAGCUCUCAAGGAAAAACAUGAAAUUAUAGGUGAUGUGAGGGGAAGAGGGUUUCUGCUCGGAAUGGAACUUGUAAUGGAUCGUGAGUUUAAGACUCCUGCAACCCUUGAAACCUUGCAUGUCAUGGAACAAAUGAAAGAGAUGGGAGUACUAGUCGGGAAAGGUGGACUUCACGGGAACAUAUUCAGGAUCAGCCCUCCCCUCUGCUUCACCAGAAAAGAUGCAGAUUUUCUUGUGGCUACGAUGGACUACAUAAUGUCAAAGAUGUGAAGCAUUUUGCGUGGAAGUGGCUAGAGGUAGGUGUAGAUUACAACCAUCCAAGAACUGCUGAUGUUUUAACUAAAUACAUGAAUAAGUUUUGGAGAUUGGCGCAUCUUACUUGCUCUUUUGCAUCCUCAUUGUUCAUUUUGUAUAUUAAUCGUAACAAUUUAGAUCUUAGUUUCAUGGGCAUUAUAUAUUCAGGUAUGACAUUUCUGUGUCUGCGCUAUGAAGACCCUAUUAGUCAUGCUCUUUUAAGUUAAAAAUGAAAUUACCAGUGUUGAAUCC
Cynara cardunculus var. scolymus (artichoke) is the source of this 1874-nucleotide messenger RNA. Its product is annotated as alanine--glyoxylate aminotransferase 2 homolog 2, mitochondrial-like. The transcript has 9 exons. The record is from RefSeq and is a predicted model, not a curated record. NCBI's taxonomy places the organism in Eukaryota, Viridiplantae, Streptophyta, Magnoliopsida, Asterales, Asteraceae. Gene Ontology annotation, cellular component: mitochondrion. Bases 156 to 1598 code for a protein of 480 amino acids. Gene Ontology annotation, molecular function: transaminase activity; pyridoxal phosphate binding.